AGUGACAGAAUUGUUAACUAAGAUUAAAAGAUAACACCAUGUGUAAAUAAAAACAUUGUUGCCCUUUUAUUGUUCCCCCAAAUCAACGUGGGAUCUAAGAACCCUAAAAGCAAAAUUUUCUCAAAUCCUGAAUGGGUUCUUUGAUUAGCUCAACUUCUUUGGUUAGGGGUUUGGCUUGUUGAUCCGUUUUAUAUGUUGGGUAAUACUGCUGCUGAUUACUUUUGUUGUUCGUUGGAGAAGCUUUCUAAGCUUUUGAAGUUACCUCCAACUGUUGUUGGUGUUACUUUGCUUCCACUUGGUAACCGCGCGCCUGAUGUGUUUGCGAGUAUAGCUGCUUUUGUUGGUUCGAACAAAGGAGAAGUGGGUCUUAAUAACGUCUUGGGUGGUGCCGUAUUUGUAACUUUUGUUGUUGUUGGGAUUGUUUCGCUUUGUGUUGCGGACAAAGAAGUUAAGAUCGAUAAAAAAUGUUUCAUUAGAGACUUGAGUUUCUUCCUUUUCACAUUGGUUGUUUUGAUGGUGAUUUUGAUGGUUGGUAAGGUGACAAUGGAUAUCGCUUUGAGCUAUGUAGUGCAAUUUCUGUGAUAAGAGUCUUUCAGGACAAAGAGGCAUUCAAAUUGAAUAUAAACACCAAAUCCUGCUGAAAUGGAA
Messenger RNA from Camelina sativa (false flax), 648 nucleotides. The record is from RefSeq and is a predicted model, not a curated record. Lineage: Eukaryota; Viridiplantae; Streptophyta; Magnoliopsida; Brassicales; Brassicaceae.